Molecule: messenger RNA, 1841 nt
Organism: Lagenorhynchus albirostris (white-beaked dolphin)
Lineage: Eukaryota; Metazoa; Chordata; Mammalia; Artiodactyla; Delphinidae
Gene: PLTP
Product: phospholipid transfer protein
Exons: 16
Coding region: 151-1641 (496 amino acids)
Biological process (GO): ceramide transport; phospholipid transport; high-density lipoprotein particle remodeling
Molecular function (GO): diacylglycerol binding; ceramide binding; phosphatidylcholine intramembrane carrier activity
Source: RefSeq, a predicted model, not a curated record
GGGAGAGAGGAGGGGGGUCGGGGAGGCCCGUCUUUAUAAAGGCGGCUGGAACAGCGCUGCCCGCCAGACCCCGCCGCCUGGAUCCCCUGCUUUGCCCGCCGCCCCACGUGACCGCGCCGACCACCAGCUCCACCUCUGAGCCCGCUCGCCAUGGCCCUCUUCGGGGCCCUGUUUCUAGCGCUGCUGGCAGGCGCUCAGGCUGAGCUCCCCGGCUGCAAGAUCCGCAUCACCUCCAAGGCGCUUGAGCUAGUGAAGCAGGAGGGUUUGCGCUUUCUGGAGCAAGAGCUGGAGACCAUCACCAUUCCGGACGUGCGGGGCCGAGAAGGCCACUUCUACUACAAUAUCUCUGAGGUGAAGGUCAUGGAGCUGCAGCUGACAUCCUCUGAGCUCCAUUUCCAGCCAGAGCAGGAGCUCAUGCUACAGAUCAACAAUGGCUCCUUGGGGCUGCGCUUCCGGAGACAGCUCCUCUACUGGUUCUUCUACGAUGGGGGAUAUAUCAACGCCUCUGCCGAGGGUGUGUCCAUCCACACCGCUCUGCAGCUCUCCCGGGAUCCCACUGGCCGGAUCAAAGUAUCCAACGUCUCCUGCCAGGCCUCUGUCUCCAGAAUGCAUGCAGCCUUUGGGGGAACCUUCAAGAAGGUGUAUGAAUUCCUCUCCAUGUUCAUCACCUCAGGGAUGCGCUUCCUCCUCAACCAGCAGAUCUGCCCCGUGCUCUACCAUGCAGGGACCGUGCUUCUCAACUCCCUGCUGGACACCGUGCCUGUGCGCAGUGCUGUGGACGAGCUCGUUGGCAUUGACUACUCCCUCGUGAAGGAUCCCGUGGCCUCCGCCAGCAGUCUGGACAUGGAAUUCCGGGGGGCCUUCUUUCCCCUGGCUGAGGGCAACUGGAGCCUGCGCAAUCGGGCGGUGGAGCCCCAGCUGCCCGAGGAAGAGCGGAUGGUAUACGUGGCCUUCUCUGAGUUCUUCUUCGACUCUGCCAUGGAGAGCUACUUCCAGGCAGGGGCCCUGAAGCUGUCGCUGGUGGGGGCCAAGGUGCCCCAUGAUCUGGACAUGCUGCUGAGAGCCACCUACUUUGGGAACAUCGUCCUGCUGAGCCCGGCAGUGAUCGACUCUCCGCUGAAGCUGGAGCUGCGGGUCACGGCGCCACCACGCUGCACCAUCAAGCCCUCGGGCACCACCAUCUCUGUCACUGCCAGUGUCACAAUCGCCCUGGUCCCACCCGACCAGCCCGAGGUCAAGCUGUCCAGCAUGACCAUGGAUGCCCGUCUCAGUGCCAAGAUGGCACUCCAGGGGAAGGUGCUGCGCACACAGCUGGACCUGCGCAGGUUCCGAAUCUACUCAAACCAGUCUGCAUUAGAGUCGCUGGCACUGAUCCCACUGCAGACCCCUCUGAAGACCAUGCUGCAGAUUGGGGUGAUGCCCAUGCUUAAUGAGCGGACCUGGCGUGGGGUGCAGAUCCCACUCCCCGAGGGUAUUGACUUUGUGCGCGAGGUGGUGACGAACCACGCGGGUUUCCUCACCAUCGGGGCUGACCUCCACUUUGCCAAAGGGCUGCGAGAGGUGAUUGAGAAGAACCGGCCUGCCAACACGGGGGACCCCCUAGCACCCAGUGCCCCGCCACCCUCCAUGGCAGCUGUCUGAGUCCUCAACCCCGACCCUCGCAGCUGCAUUCAGGACUCCACCGUCUCUCAUUCCCUCCCUCACCCCAUCACAGCCUCUAGUGUCCUCUAACCCCCAGUGCCACAGAGAAGAUGGGGUUUUAAGCUGUACCCAAUUUAAUUCCAUAAUCACAGUCAAUCCAUCAAUUACAGUCCGUCCACCCUCCCCGUGGGCUGUCCUGA